GCGCGAUGGGGCAGGCCCAGCUGCUGUGGCUCGCCUGGGUGGCGGUGUGGCUGCCGGGAGGCGAAGCCAAGACGAUCCGAGGCGGUCUCUCCAGCGCCGCCGCCAAGACUCGGGCUGGCCAGGCGCUGGCGCGGUUCCAGUUCCAUGGUGAUUCUGCUCUCCUGUAUCUCAGAAUCAACAAUGUAGCAACAGCUGCAGGAAAAGAAGCUAAGCUUCACCUGUUUCAAGCUCAGGAAUGGCUAAAACUACAAGCAAGCUCUCAGGAAUACAGCUGUAAAGACAAAUGGUCCAAAGCUCAGUUGAUAAUGAACAUGAACAGCACUGAACAGAAUUUGACGCUCUCCCAGGUUCCCUAUCCAGACACAUGGUAUGUGUUCUAUGUCGACAAGUUUACCUGUGUGGAGAAUUAUGAGAACUCUGAAUCCGAGGAUGUUCAGUUUGAACUGGUGUUGCUAAACCCUGAUGCGGAAGGGAAUCCAUUAGAUCACUUUAGUGCAGGGGAAUCGGGUCUACAUGAGUUCUUCUUCCUACUUGUCCUGGCAUACUUCAUCACUGCUUGCAUAUAUGCUCAGUCCUUGUGGCAAACCAUUCAGAAAAGAGGACCAAUGCACACAGUGUUAAAGGUGCUGUCAACCUUUUUGCUCUUGCAAGCAGCUUCAGCUUUUGCAAACUACAUGCAUUUUUCAAGUUACGCUAAAAAUGGAAUAGGAGCACCUUUUAUGGGGACCCUUGCAGAGUUGUGUGACAUAAUCUCUCAGAUGCAGAUGCUGUACCUACUGCUGAGUUUGUGUAUGGGAUGGACACUAGGCAAAAUGAAGAAAUCUCAGAGCAAACCUCUCCAGUGGGAUUCUACUCCAACAUCCACUGCCAUUGCGGUCAUUGUGGUUGUGACACAGAGUAUUUUACUAAUUUGGGAGCAGUUUGAAGAUACUGAACAUCACAAUUAUCACUCUCACCAAAGUGUAGCAGGUGGACUGCUCAUUGGCUUGAGAAUUUGCCUAGCUUUGUCAUUAGGCUGUGGCCUUUAUCAAAUAAUUCGAACUGAGAGAAGUACACUGAAAAGAGAAUUCUAUAUCACCUUCACCAAGGGCUCUGUUGUGUGGUUUUUGUGUCAACCAGGUCUUGUAGCCAUAUCUCUAAUGUUUAGAGAUUAUCAGCGAGAAAAGAUUAUUACCAUAGGUGUCAUACUCUGCCAGUUGCUGUCCAUGGUUCUUCUAUACCGACUCUUUCUUUCUCAUAGUCUUUACUGGGAAGUAUCUUCUCUCUCUGCAGUGACGUUGCCUCUAACUGUAGCAUCUGGACAUAAAAGUCGGCAUCAUUUCUGAGAUGUGUUUAGGAGAUUCAUUGACAAAUGUGCAAUAGAGACUUCGAAGCUGCAGCUAUUUUCAGCAUUUGUCCAUUAGUUGAUUAUUUUUUCUGGAAGAGCUAAAGAAUUACAAUGCAAUAUUCCAAUAUGUCUGGGUCAUACCAAGCAUAGGAAUUAAGUGAAUUUUCAUCAACAACAAGAACGAAGAUAGUGACAGGCAUAUACACGGUGAUUCUUACUGUUUUGAAUGAAGACAAAGCAAGUUGUUAGACUCAAUAUAUUCACUCCAGAACUGCCUCAGAGGUUACACUGAUUGUGCAGGAUAGUCUUGCUAUUAAAACAAUAGGUUGGCUAAAAGUCUCAUUGAAAUAUGUGUACAAAAGUUAAACGGGGCUUGGAAAUUAUAUUAGAUCCAGAAAACCAGUGUAUAAUGUUUACAGUGAACUGUAGUUCUCAUUCUAUAUAAUUUUUUAAUAUAUAAAAAAGCACUUUCUUGCCUUGAGUUUUGGAUAUGGUUCGAAUUUUAGCUUUAUCGCCAGUUGCUUUUUUACAUUCCGUGGCUAGAUCCAGUGCUAGUUCCAGCUAGAAGAGGUGCAUUGAAAUCAUUAGGGCUUGUGUUACCCAUGAUUAAGUCAUCUCAAUGGGUCUGUUCUAGUAGGCAGCACCAAUGGAUAUAGCCUAUACCGUGUGGCAAAAUGUUCCAAGAGAAUAAGAGAAAUGGGCUAACAACUACAGAGCUGUUGUUGCUAUUCUUCCUAAAUUGUAACAUUAAGAAUAAAAAAAAAAAACAGAGAGAGAGAGACUUGUGUUUCCUAAACAGAGGAAGGGAAAAUGGAAUGUAUGAUGCAGCACUAGAAUUUAAUCCUGAUAUAAUUCAUUACUCCUACAUUGAGGAUUCAAUCUAAUUAAGCCAUAUUCACAGAUUAAAUUAACAGAAGCAUUUCAAAUAAAUGUUAGUUUCAAUCAUCAACUACUCAUGAAUUCCUGCCCAAGGAUACUUAAUCAGGAUUAAAUUUUCUCUGAAUAAUUGAAAAACAAAAUACUCGCUGGAUUUGUUAUAAUCCAUGUUGGCAGUGGCUUCUAAGUAGUUGCUGUCUCCCACCCAUGUAGGAGACCCACAUUUUCGAAGGAUGUCUAGCAUUCAGACUGCCAUUGUAAAUAUAUACUUUUAUUGAAGUGCCUAUUUAUUGUUCAAGAUUUAGAUUGUGCGGACAAUUUUUGCUAUAUAAAUAAACAUUCCUGUUCAGUA
Molecule: messenger RNA, 2555 nt
Organism: Pogona vitticeps (central bearded dragon)
Lineage: Eukaryota; Metazoa; Chordata; Lepidosauria; Squamata; Agamidae
Gene: GPR180
Product: G protein-coupled receptor 180
Biological process (GO): G protein-coupled receptor signaling pathway; response to pheromone
Source: RefSeq, a predicted model, not a curated record